AUGGCUUCCAACACCAAGGAUUCGUUGCUCUCGCGCCACUACAUCGACUAUGUCUAUAUCCCGGCCGUCCUCCUCGUCGUCGGCACCCUGAUUGUCAAGAGAGAUUGGGCUCCGUACUCUGUUGCCCUGGCGCUGGCGCUGGGUGCCUACAACUUUUGGAACUUCCAGAUCAAGAAGGUGCUCAAACCCGAUGUUUUCCAGGAAUUCGAGCUCCAGGAGAAGACGGUCAUCUCUCACAAUGUCGCCAUCUACCGCUUCAAGCUCCCCUCGUCCAAGUCCAUCCUCGGCCUCCCCAUCGGCCAGCACAUCUCGAUCGGCGCCCCUAUCAAGCAGGAAGAUGGCACCGUCAAGGAGAUUGUGCGCUCCUACACCCCCAUCUCCGGCGACCACCAGCCCGGCUACUUUGAUCUCCUGAUCAAGUCCUAUCCCCAGGGCAACAUCUCCAAGCACAUGGCGUCCCUCACGGUCGGCCAGGCCAUCCGCGUCCGUGGCCCCAAGGGCGCCUUCGUCUACACUCCCAACAUGGUCCGCCACUUUGGCAUGAUCGCCGGCGGCACGGGCAUCACCCCCAUGCUCCAGAUCAUCCGCGCCAUUGUCCGUGGCCGCCCCGACGGCGACAAGACGCUCGUCGACCUGAUCUUUGCCAACGUGACGCCCCAGGACAUUCUCCUGAGAGAGGACCUCGACGCCCUGACCAAGGACGACAGCGGCAUCCGCGUCCACUACGUCCUGGACAACCCCCCCGAGGGCUGGACCGGCGGCGUCGGCUACGUCACCGGCGACAUGAUCACCAAAUGGCUCCCCAAGCCCGCCGACGACGUCAAGAUUCUCGUCUGCGGUCCUCCCCCGAUGGUGAGCGGCUUGAAGAAGACCACCGAGAGCCUGGGAUACAAGAAGGCCCGUCCCGUCAGCAAGCUCGAGGACCAGGUCUUUGCGUUUUAA
Messenger RNA from Metarhizium album ARSEF 1941, 942 nucleotides. RefSeq names its product nitrate reductase. Bases 1 to 942 code for a protein of 313 amino acids. Gene Ontology annotation, cellular component: endoplasmic reticulum. The transcript is spliced from 4 exons. Gene Ontology annotation, molecular function: oxidoreductase activity. The record is from RefSeq and is a predicted model, not a curated record. NCBI's taxonomy places the organism in Eukaryota, Fungi, Ascomycota, Sordariomycetes, Hypocreales, Clavicipitaceae.